AGAAGAUGGCGAGGGUGUGUAGGCGGCAGCAAUGCUCCGUUGAGAGACGCGGCUUUCGGCAAGAACUGGACUCGUGGCGCCACAAGCUCAUCCACUGUGUAGGUCCCGUUUCCCUCUGUGCGGCGGCCGGCGGGACCAUAAGGGCUUAACUCACAUAUUUAACCCCCCUCCAAAAAGAUUUGAAAGUAUUCUUGAAGGGCUGUUUGGACCUGCGUUAUUAAAAGAUCUCAGUUUAUUUAAAGAGUGUGACCCUGAAAGCAUUUCUGAUUGGGCGUUUGAUGAAAAUUGUCUGUUCUGUUGCUUGAAAAGAGAUAAAGUAAAGGGACAUUUAGUCGGUCUGGAUGAACCAGCUUCCGGAGCUGGGCAAGAAGCUUUGCUUAAGCAAGAGCACGCAAAAAUCAUUCGACUCCAGAGACAAGCAGAAGAGUUCCUCAAUGCAGUCUUUUAUAGAAAAGACAGUCCCUGGGUCUCCGACCCCAAUAUUCCCUUAGUGGCCCGUGAGAUCAUGCAGCGAAUGAUCCAACAAUUUGCUGCUGAAUAUACCUCAAAAACUAGCUCUACUCAGGACCCCAGCCAGCCCAAUAGCACAAAGAACCAAAGCCUGCCGAAAGCAUCUCCAGUCACCACCUCUCCCACGGCUGCAACUACUCAGAACCCCGUGCUCAGCAAACUGCUCAUGGCUGACCAAGACUCACCUCUGGACCUUACUGUCAGAAAGUCUCAGUCAGAACCUAGUGAACAAGACGGUGUACUUGACUUAUCUACUAAGAAAAGUCCAUGUGCUAGCAGCACUUCCCUGAGCCAUUCUCCAGGCUGCUCCAGUACUCAAGGGAACGGAGAGGAGUCAGCAGAGGCACCCGUAGCUGAUCCUAACCGUCAAUCAAAGUCUCCACUGGAGAAGUUUAUGGUCAAGUUGUGCAAUCAUCAUCAGAAGCAAUUCAUCCGCGUCCUGAGUGACCUGUACACCGAGUCCCAGCCAGGUUCUGAGGCCCUGCAGCCUCUGGAUUCCACCGUGAUGGACGUCUCCGCUUGCGAUUCGGGCUGUGCCCAGCUGAGCGGCAGAGAGAAUGAAAAGGAUGAUUGUCUCGAGGAGAGUUCUCCUGCCUCUGUAAAGUUGUUCUUAGACUCAUCCGGUUCUCCUAGCUCCCUGAAUGUGACUGAAGAAACCAUGAAGGAACCACCUCCUGAGACAGACUCUGUAGAUGGGAGAGACAGUGCCGCGAGCUCGAGCGCUGUCCAGAAAGGUUCCUCUGAACCUCCAGACGCUCAGCAUAACCCCACAGGUUCUGCAGACAGUUCCACCAUGGGAUGCCUCGGUACACUGGACGCUUUCUCUUCUAACUCUCCCCACAGUGCUAAAAGCUUAGAGGGGCAAACCACUGGCCAGGAGCAAGACACAGACAUGAAACCCUGUGAGGAUGCUGAAGACAGUGCCCCAGCGCCAGUCCAAAGUCUGGCUGCAGUGGAAGAGGUGGCUGAGAAUACUGAAGAGGGUGGUAGCUGUAUUGUGUCUCAAAGAAACUCAUUCAAAGCUUUAUCAGAAGAGACGUGGGACUCAGGGUUUAUGGGAAACUCAUCUAGUACUGCAGACAAAGAGAAUGCUUUACAGUCUAGCUCAAAAUCAUCCUUCCACCAGGAUUUAGAGACAGAUGAGCAAGAUGCAAGGCCAAAGCAAGAGAACCAUCUUCAUUCAUUAGGUAGAAACAAGGUAGGUUUCCAGACAUAUCCCAGAGACAAGGGCCAUUUUGAUCAUUCCAGAGGUGGUUGGUUAGCUCCCAGCCCCACGCCAACUGUACACAGAGCAUCCAAUGGUCACUCACAAACCAAGAUGAUGUCAGCCUCCAUCAAGACUGCUCGGAAAAGUAAGAGGGCAUCAGGGUUGAGGAUAAACGAUUAUGACAACCAGUGUGAUGUUGUUUAUAUCAGCCAACCAAUAACAGAAUGCCACUUUGAGAAUCAAAGAUCCAUACUGUCUUCUCGGAAAACAGCCCGAAAGAGUACCCGGGGAUAUUUCUUCAAUGGUGACUGCUGUGAGCUGCCAACUGUUCGCACACUGGCCAGAAAUUUAUGCUCCCAAGACAAAGGAAGCUGCUCACAAGUAGCAUCAGAGGCAGUGAUGACUCCCAAGCAGACUCUUACAGUUCCCACCUCAAAGCACACAGUAGGUGUGCAGCUUCCCACAGUAGGUGCACAACUUCCUACAACAGAUGUACAGCCUCCCACAGCAGGUACACAACUUCCUACAGCAGAUGUGCAGUCCCCCACAGUAGGUGCACAACUUCCUACAGCAGAUGUGCAGUCCCCCACAGUAGGUGCACAACUUCCUACAGCAGAUGUGCAGCCUCCCACAGUAGAUGUACAACUUCCUACAGCAGAUGUGCAGCCUCCCACAGGAGGUGUACAACUUCCUACAGCAGAUGUGCAGCCUCCCACAGUAGGUGCACAACUUCCUAGAGUAGAUGUCCAGCUUUCCUCAGUAGGUACACAACUUCCUACAGCAGAUGUGCAGCCUCCCACAGUAGGUGCACAACUUCCUGCAGCGGAUGUACAACUUCCCACAGUGGAUGUGCAGAUUUCCACAGUUGAUACGCAGCUUUCCACAGUAGGUGAGCAGCCUCUAGAAGAUAUCUGUGACGAUCCUAGGAAAGAGAGAACCUCCCUUGAGGGAGGGGACGAAGACACAUCCUCAGCGAAAAAGCAUCAGGAGGCAGAGGUUUGCCUCAGCUUGAGGGAACAGGAUCCUAGUAGCUCCCCUAGGCCGGGAGAGACCACAACCUCUAGCCCAGCAUGCCUCCUGCCUACUCUCCUCCCUAAUGACAAUAUGUCUGAGGUGCCAGAAGGCAGCAUUGUGGUCUCACCUCCCACAGAAAGUGUACUGUCUUUCCAGGAGCAAGACCAGCCACCAGCCUCUCAGCUAGGUCCAGAGGAAAUGCAGGCACAGGAGUGCCACUUGGUUCCGACAGCUGGAAGCACCCCCUUUACCUCCCGAGAGGACAGUGAAGACCUCCUCUGUAGACCUCAGUCUUCUCCUAAAACAUCCAUCAGAGAGGAGAGCUCUCCAUGCUCGGAAGAUGAAGGUUCCACUGUGGCUUUAGAUCCCCCCCUGGGCCUAGAACUGUCUGAACAUGACCAAAGCACCAGCACUGAGGCGGAGACCAGAGACAUCCCCGGGGAGACACUGUUGCUAGAUGACUCCCUGCCCCUCCUGGAGAGCAGCAUUGUCACUGAUGAGAACCCAAGCGAGAUGGAAGAAGGUGAGGCCACAAGUGGAACAGGACACCUGGAGGCGCAUGACAAUGAUACAAAAUACUCAGCAGAAAAUGAUCCCAGUGAGCCAAACUCCGACUCACCUGAAGAGAAUGUGGAUAAGAAGAAAAAGGCUAGAAAGUUCCCCGAGGCCUCUGAUAGGUGCCUAAGAAGUCAGCUUGGAGAUCCUUCCUCUUCUGACAGGUACCCAGGAAGCCAGGGUUUGGAUUCAUCCGCUGCUUGCUCUGAAAUCAAGGUUUCUAAAAAUCCUGCUGUAAAGCAUUCUAAAAGAGAAGGGGACUCUGGUAGGGUGACAUCCGAGGGACCAGUGAUUGACAGCAUCCAUCCAGACAAUCUGGAAGACCCUGAAGACUCUGGUGUUAGUGAGCAUUCCUCUGAUGAAGAGACCAAGCAGGAGACUGAAGGAGUUGGUGUCAUUACAAGGCAGACUGUUAAAAAUAUGCUGGCAAAGGAAAUUAAAAGGGAAGAGGGAGGGACUUACCCAAACAGUGACCCAGCCACUGUUGGCCAGCCAUUGCCUGGGGACAAUCUGGAAACCCAUGUCUGGUCCAAGAUAGAUGAGAGAGAUGCCCAUGUGCCCUCAGAAAGCAUUCCUUGCAAGAGGGAUCCAGAGCAGGUAAAAGAGAACCCGGGACACCUUGCCAUACAGGACACAGAGGCUGCCGCUAUGAGUGAGGUAGACCCUGAGGAUACCCACCAUAAAGAUGAUGCUGGCCUCGCUCCAUGUAGCUCAUCUGGGAUAUCAGCCAGUCAUAGUGACGGUGCUGAUGGGCCACCAAAAUCAGUAACAAGGCCUAAGAGACUGCCUUCUUCUACCUACAACCUGAGACAUGCUCAUUGUUCGAAUGCCUUGGACACUGCAAAAAUGACUUCAGAAAAGCAAGGCACACAGGUAAACCCAGCAGCCAAGGAAGGCGGAGCUUCCGAGAGUGCAGAGCCCUUAGAUGAGGAAGAUGAGGACUCGGUGGUGGAGGAGCAGCCCAAGUUCAUAGGAUGGUGUGCAGAGGAGGAGAACCAGGAGCUGAUCGCCAGCUUCAACGCCCACUACCUGCGGGUCCAGAAGGGCUGGAUCCAGUUGGAGAAGGAAGCUCAGCCAACGGCAAGAGCAAGGAGCAAGUCUGACAAGCUGAAGGAGAUUUGGAAGAGCAAGAAGCGGGCACGGAAGUGUAGGGGGUCGUUGGAGGUGCAAAAGUUUUCUCCCGUUCAGAUGCUGUUUAUGACCAACUUUAAGCUGUCUAACAUCUGUAAGUGGUUCUUAGAGACAACAGAAACUCGAUCUCUGGUCAUUGUGAAGAAACUCAAUACUCGUCUUCCAGGAGACAUCCCCCUUGUUAAACACCCUCUUCAGAAGUUUCCUCCUUCCACCAUGUACCCUAGUUCACUACAGGCAGAACGCUUGAAAAAACAUUUAAAGAAAUUCCCUGGAGCCAUUCCUGCUAGGAAUAAUUGGAAGACACAGAAGCUAUGGGCUAAACUACGAGAGAAUCCUGACCUGAUAGAGUCAGAGGAUGGCAGUGACAUCAGCUUUGGCCCUAGCAGUGAAGACAGCGUGGAGGAAGUCAGGGAAGGCAGACAUAGCCAUCCUCCCACCAACUUGCCUACUCCAGCCAGCACCCGGAUCCUUAGAAAGUAUUCCAAUAUUCGAGGAAAGCUCAGAGCACAGCGCCUGGACAGCUCACUGUGUGGGGCUUCUGAAAUGAAGCAGGGCCGCAAGAGCGUGUGCAUUAACCCGCUCAUGUCCCCAAAGCUCGCCCUCCAGGUGGGUGCAGAUGGGUUUCCCGUCAACCCCAAGAGGGCUGAAAGAAGCAAGGGGAGAAGAGGGAAGCAGAUGCCGGAAACUUUGCUUAAAGUGGAAGGUCAGAACAAGCGCAAGAGAGCAGAAGGCUCUGGUACUCAAGAUGGUAAGGACAAGGGGCCGGCAACAAAAGUCAGCAGAGGCCUUUCUGCCAAGAAGCUAGCUGCAAAGGACAGAGCCAACCAACUCUCCAAGAAGAUGACCUUGAAAGCGAAUAAAGUGAGAGUCUGUAGAAAGGGUCCUGGAAGGAGCUGCCUGUCAUCCAGGAAAGAAAAAGAGAAUGCCAACAGAAGACCUGGCCAUCCUGCGGCAGCCUCCGAAGCGCUGACAAAGCCUUCAAAACAAAGGGGCGCAAGAGAAGCCUCUUCAAAGCCCCCAAAAGUGAGGAGGAGAAACCGGAAGCUGAGCAGUGGUAGGGGCCAUGCCAGACCCUUAGCAAAAAGCCCAGAGAACCGGACUGCCCCAAGAAAAAGAAAGCUCAAGGCCAAACUGGACUCUUCCCAGGGCAAACGGAGGCGGUUAGAAGCCAAGUGAUAGUGGAUAGCCACUGAGAGCAACGGGCCCAUGAGAGCAACCUUUCAUUUUGCAUUAACAGAAUCUGGUUUUCUGAGCCUCUCAAGCCUUUCACGGUGUAGUUACGGGGAACGCCAGUUUGAGAUGCCAGAAACUGGAGAAGAGAACUGGCAGAGUUCUUCUCUGGGGCUAAGGGAAGUGGUAGGUUAUUUUCUGGUUGUUCCUUGGGUUUUAUACUUGGAAUCAAGCAGUUUCUGUUUUAAGAAGUACAGUGCCUUAUUUAUCCUUUUUUGUUUAAAAAUUUACAAAAGCUAAGAAGCUGAUGUAUGUGACUAAAGGCUUGUAUUUUAUACUUGACGCACAAGCACUUGUUCUGUCACUGAAGAGGCCGCCGCCGCCACACAUGCACGAGCGGGCGAGGAGCCGUCAGCAGCUGCCUGUGCGCCUGGACAGGUGCACCUUGCAGACCGCAGCACAACUCCCUCUCUGUCUUGUUUGGUUUUUAUUUGAUUGAUAUUUGAAAGCUGAACCAAAUCAUUUCUAUGGUAUGUGGAGAAUGCAGGGGAUUUAUAAUUAUUAUGAAAGAUUAAUAUUUCUGUUAUGUUUCUUCCAAAACUCAUAUUGUUGAUCACCCCUUCAUCUUUUUAUUUUUUAAAAUAAUUUCAGAUCAUGUUCUCAAAUUUGUGUGCCCAUGGGACAAAGAUGUGCUACACUUCCUUUUGUUGUUGUGUUUUGUUUUUUGUUUUGUUUUGUUUUGUUUUGUUUUUUGUCCCAAACUAUGUUACUACUAACAUGCUGGUCAUUUGGUCAUUAGGAUGAGUGACUCUUGUUUUCAUUCUUACACAAUGUAUUUCCCUGCGCAUCAGAAGUUCUUUCCGGCAGUGGAAAAGCUUAGCUGUGUGCAUAUGCGUCUUAUGUGCUCAUGGCUGCUACCCGCAAGUGUCUUCUGGUACUGGUUUCACAGUAAAGUUCCUCCUUCCCCACGCAGUGCAUCUGUGAGCUGCGUAGUUAGCAAUGACCGGAAUGUCGGAAAGUAAUUCCAAGUCUCCGUGUGCAUUUCUAAUCCGACUUCCACAUCAGCCUUGGGAGAGGUGUGAGCAGUGGCCCUGAAAGACCAGGCGCGCAGGCAACUGAGAGCUUCUGCUCUGAGUCUUAGCGGGGCCACAUCCCCACAGAUGAGUGACGUUCAGUGGGGCUCUCUGAUGGGAGUUGUCUGUGCCUGGAGUAGGUGUCUUUUCAAACUGAUGGUUCCGUUCUCGUGGCUGAACGCUUGCAGAGUUGCCCCUCCCCUCCCAUGUCAUUCUGUCCCAUGGCUCAGAAAUGAGAAACGCAAUAAUUGAAAGUGACGUUUGCCUUUCCUUGGUGGAGCCUGACACGGCCCCAUUGGCUUUACUUGGUGCCUACAGCAUUGCUCCAUUAUAAGUGUGUACUUGACAUUUCCAUUGGGCCAGUCAGCAAACCUUGGGUCGCUAAAGCCUCCAUCGGCUUUGACCUGUCCUGUCACCAAAAUAGCUUGCAUGGACAGCUGCUGCCCUGUUCUUCUGAUUAAGUUUCUACUUAGGUUGAUUCAGAUUUUUUUUUUUAGAUCAACCCGGAUGGGCUUCUUUUAUAUGCAAAUCAUGAUAAAACAGGCCUUCUACCUAUUUUGCUAUUGUCAAAGGUUUGCUGCAGAUGAUGGAAACUUCUGAUAAUUGGGUAGGACUGGAGUAUUUGACUCUUGAGAAGUUAAGACUUGUGUUGAAUUUCACAGACAAUGAAAGUCACCAGUUUCUUUUUUUUUUUCUUUUUUGGGUGUGUGUCACCUCUGUUCCAUGAGCUUCCUCCCUUUCCCCAUUCCCUGUUUUGUUUUGUUUUGUUUUGUUUUAUUAUUAUUAUCUUUGACCUUGACCAUUCACAAGCUACCUAUGGUAAUGAGCCUGCUGAGCGAGUGCCGGCAACUCUUUCUUAGCAUUAGGUUGCACAGGAGCAUUAAUGUGUUUUAAAUAGGUUCAUUUAAUCCUAAAGGAUGGUUUUAAGGCUUAAAAAACUUUUGCUAUAGUUGUCGCUGGAUAGUCUUGUUGUAGUGACUUAAACAGCUGAGGCUUACUAAUGUCCGCUCUGCCGAUGCCUGUAUAUAUGAGGAGCCCUUGGCUACCUGGAGAUUUCCUUGUAGGGUGCUUGGAUUAGGUUAGGGGGAGGAGUGAGUGGUAAGCUGGUGGGAUGCUUCCAGUUCCCACCAGUUUAUAAUUCAUUCCGUUACUUUUCUGGUGGUGUUUUCAGUUUUCAAAGUUCACUUGGAGGUAGGCUGCAUUUGAAGAAGCUAUGUGGAAGUGUUUAUUCUAUAACCACCUAAUGAUGAUGUAAGCAUCUUGAAAAUCAGCUUACACUUGAUGAUAGUAACUGCAUUUAUUUAUAUUUGUACAGUCUACAAAAUUAGCACGUUCAAAUUAAGUAAUCUCAUUUUUGCUGAUCUGGUUAAUUUUGUUAAUAGAAGAAGAGAAACAAAAGCAAAACGUGACGGUAGCUCUACGCCUUUCUAUGCCCAGAGCGUGCUGGGAGGUUAUCCCCUCCGCAUCUCCAGAUUGGGCAUUGACUGCAGUCUCUUUGUUUUCCUCCCCUCCUGUAGCCAUUUUCAAAUAUGACUUGCCACCAUCUGCAGUGCACUCUGUCCCACGGUUUUGAUGCUAAGUCUGAAAGGCAUUCUGCUUCUGCCCUGGCUGUCACAGGCUGGAGCUGGACUUGAUGCCAGAGGACUGGUGCUCUCUGUUCAGGAGCUGGAAGACGCCCCAGAAGCUAUCAGAGCAGCUCUGGGUAGCUUCCCUAGAGCACAGCCUUCCUCGGGAGAUCCGUUUUCGUAUUGGGCUCCCUGGGAUGGGCCUGCUCUCUUGAUGGGGGUUCACAGUUUUAUUCUGACACCUCCUAGAUAUGUUAAUCUCUCAGUGCAUUGGGAAGGCCCCAAACCUUUCUCUGUUCUGGGAACUUCCUGCAUAGGAAUGUUACCUGAGGCUGUUGAUCCACAGUUGCUAGUCCCUGGGAUUCCUUGCUGGGUUGUUUUUUUUUUUUUUUUUUUUUUUUUUUGGAGGGGGGAAGUGGGGGGUUCCCUGUCCAUUCUAAACCGCAGUUGAGCUGUGGGGUCUGUACCCCAUCAUUCUGUAAUGGCUUAGAGAGAAGAGCUCUUCAUCCCUUGCCCCAGGGCCUCAGUGCAUCACCCAGCACAGGUGCAUCUCUCCCCCUGCACCUAGGUCAUCAGCAAGUAUCACUGCGAGACAGAUGCUGUAAGCCAAGAUCUGGCCUGCGUCCAGCCUUGUGAUGGCCUCUGUCGUGAGGCCACAGCUGCCACUCAUUGAUCCGUAGACCUGAAUCCCUUGGGAAAUGACACCGUGCUCUGUGACGCAAACUGGAGAUGCUUCGGUGUUGCCAUCAGCAAGCCUGUGCUUGUCACAAUAUCAGAAACAAACUGAAUCAUCCAAGAAGCUGCCCAGUAGCCAGGUAGCCACCUCCGUCCCUGUGGCUUCAGAUCAGUCAGCUCAGGCCUCCUCUUAGCUUAAACAAGCAGUCACAGCCAUGCAGAAUGGACUGUGUAAAUUACACUCCUGUGUAAAUUUUAUGGGCACACAACCUCGCCCUUUUGCUUACCGAUUGUCCAUGAAGUAGAUUAAAUACUUAGAGAAACCCACAAAGCCUAAAAUAACUAAAUUUACAUCUUUGAAGAAACCCGCUGACCCCUGCUUGAGAAAAUAACCACUUUUAGGAAUUAAUCCUCUCCAUUCCCCUUCUGCCUCGUGCCUCCCAUCUCAGUUCUGUCCUGUGCACACAUUCGUGUGCUCUUGCUGUAAGAGGCAUGCCAUUGAGACAGCUCCUAUGUAGGCUUUGAACAAGAAGUGCAUCUCCCUUUAAAUACUUUACCCCAGCCCCUCCAUGAAGGCACUACAUCCUGUAGACCAGACUUGGGAGCAAGGUGUCUUUGGAUUCUAAAAUUCUGUGGCCUGACCCCUGUCCCGUUCCCAUAGUUUGUGAUCAUAGAACUGCCUCUGGCUGUACUUGUUUACUGAAAUAAGCCAAGACCUCUCUGAUGAGCUUAGCUGGGGGUGCUUCUGGGGGGCAUUUAGUUGUGGGAAAGUCAAACAGCACGGAAACAAAAGCCUAGUGGCAACCAAAGCACUGUUUAUAAUGUGUUCCCAUUGAUCUGUUUUUAAUCGCACACCUUCAAAAUAAUUUUAUUAAAGGCAAGCUAACAAUAAAAUGGCAGUUUGUACAUCACACUUACACAAGUUCCAGGCUGUGAGUCCUCCCUGGGCCCCCAACUCAAAUAAGUUUCUAUUUAUUCUGCAUUCCAGAAAGAGGUUGUCGUGUCAGACAUUUUCAAAAUGGGGACCUUGUCCCCUAAUGAGUGGACAGUGCUGAAGACCGAACUCCAGGCCUCAUGGUAGACAAGGCAGGCUUUCUACCACUGCACAACGUCCCCUGCCCAAAUUAUUUUGGACCUUGCCUAUUCUGGUUAUCCACUGAAACAGGAAGUGUCUAUACCCAAAGCAGUCCUCAUAUCCACACAGCAGGUACUUCAACCUACAUCCUUCAAGAAAAAGAUAUUUUUGUUAAAACUUAACACAGCAGACCUAGGGAAGUAGCCUUUUGACACUGCUUUCAAAAUAAUUCCAGUCUUGAAAAUUCUGAAGACUCCUGUCAUGUACAAGAGACACAUUGCAGGGCUUGUAGCACCCCACUGUUCUGCACCCAAAGGACCACCGAUGACAGUGUGCAAGGUUGUCGUCACUCAUGCCUUUCUUUGUCUUUGGGUUUGAGCCAGUGGUGGUCAGUUCCUGAUGUUACCUUCUCCCCACCCGAUUGCCCUUUCCCAGGCUUUCCAUGUGUUGGCCUCAGCACAUCCCCUAGCCUGCAGAUUGGCAGCUGCACAGGCACGUGAGCAGGAGACCCUGAUGCUUUCACGUCCGAUAGGCCCAUCGUGUCUGAUCGGAGUGCAGUUGUAAGCCACCCGAAAGCAUAGACCACCUGUCUGAAACAGCAGCACAGUGCCCAUGGUACUCGAAUACGCCAGGGGUUGGAUGAGUGUGUUUUCACUAUUUGAACUGGAUAAGUAGGAGUAACAGAACCACAGACUGACAGUGAUCUACACUACCUAGAAUACUCACUGCCUGACCUUUUAGGUCAGUGUACCGAUCUUUGCAAAAGCCAUUAUGAAAUUGUCUGGGCAGUUAGGCACACUCCCCACCCCCCGGCCCCCACCUAAGUCACCAUUGCAGCAGUCCUAGGUUUAUGGCAUCUUGCAUGUCUGUCCGAGCACACAGUAGCCAUCGUACAUCAUUCCUGAUAGUGCUUGCAGAGAAGACGACUGUCUUUGCUCAUUAGAUACUUGCUGAGUUGUGGAUAUACAGUACCGGCUAGGGUAUAGUUUAAAGUGUGGUUUUGUAACCUAAGAAUGCAGUCAGUCAUCGAUCUUACUCAUCACCGUGAACUUGACUGAUAGAGACAUUCCACCGGCAGUGUUUGGCAGACGCAUGCUGAGCUCCGGUGAUGGAGCGGUCUCCAGCAGUGCCUCUCUCAAAGCACAGGGACUGGUUGUGUUCGCACUGAUAGCCCUCUGUUCUCUCCUGUACAUAUGACGUAUGCAGGUUUACAGUUCUCAAAUUUGGUCAGUAUCUGUGUGUUUGAACCCUGACUCUAGGCCAUGCUUCUUUUUUACACGAAGAGUGUGUUAUCCAUGCACCAGCAGCUUUAGGCCCAGCAAGUCCAGGGCCCUCUAGCCUGCCAGGGAAGCCCAGGCUUGUUCAAGUCUGAAGCAGCUCCUCCUCUGGGGAGCCAUUCUCGGUACAUUGCCUUCUCCCCUCCUGACUCUGUCACUGGCCUCCUUCCAGGUGGCAUCUUCUCUGGGACCUCCCCCCUGCCCCCAAGUGCUUUGCUGAACAUAUCACAAGAGAAGAAUUUCUCCCCUCGUUACUAGAUUCUCAGUGUUAGUGGACCGGGUCUGAAUGCCAUUCAUCGCUCACCUUCCCCCCACUCCAGUUGGUACUGUGAUGUACAGCUCGUGUUGUGUUGUAGUCAGAGCUGUAUGUUGUACUCGGAAGCGUUUGUGGUAAAGCUACCACACAGAUGAGAUCUGCCUAAUUUUGUAUAUUUAUACCACAGGUAUAAAGGAUUAUUACUGCUAGGGCCACUGUAUCUUAGGGUAAUUGAUUUCACUUGUGGCUUCUGCAUUCUUAGUAGUUCUAGGAGACUGUAUUAGUGAUUGGUUUCAAAUAUAUAGAGUACAUAUUUAUAGACACCACUGUGGAGUUUAUUUUACUGUGUAAAUAGUGGUAUUUUCCUGUUCAAAUGCUUCUAUACAAAGUAUUUAUUUUAACAAAAGUAGUUAGCUGUCAAAAGGGCUUUCCAAAAACUGUUCUUGCCAUCUCUUCUCCCACGCUCAGCUAUCAGACGCCUAAGCAUCACAGUAAAGGCAGGAGGUUGCUGUACUUGGGCAGACACAACAUGGAUUGGGAACCGGAAUGCUGCCCUGGAUGCUCCUCGCCAGACCAAAGUGGAGCUUGAAGGGGUGUGGCUUUGCUCAGCCUAGCAUCCUGGCGUCCCCCAUAGCCACUUACCUAUGCACCAUUGAUAUAUUCAGCCAUUCUCUUCCAUGGUCUGUGCAUGGAAGUGACCUUGGUUGUAGUCCUGUGGCAAGCAGCCUUAUGCCCGUGCAAUGAGGAGAAACCACGGUGGUUGCCGGUAUGAGCUUCUCAUCUGGCUCUCGGGAUUUAUGAGAGUCGCCCUUCGACACACCUGUCACCUUCUGCACAUUGACAAAACUUGGGGACACCUUGUCUUUCCUCCUCUCCCCUUCUCAUCAAGCACCCUGUGCAGAUGCAGCCCCUCCCACUCAUCUGUAACCCAUGGUUCUAAAAUGCAUUUAGCUUUGCUUCUCAGGAGUCCUGGUCUGCAAUCCAGAGCACCCUUGAUAUCAUGGAACCAGUGCUCUGCGGUCAUGCAUGGCCCCCUUUCCCCUGUGCUUCACCCAUGGACACCCCAUCUGUCACUUAGUCACUCUUCUGGGAUGGCUGGGUUGGCCUGCAGCUCCAGGACUCUAGGGUCCUUGGAGGCCAGGUAUGUAGGAAUUACAGUCAUUUAUUUGAACUCUAGUUUGCAUAUUUCCUUAUGGCCUCCCUUUGUCUUUUCUGAACAAGGAAGGCACGUGAAUGGUGAUGCUGGAGAAAGUUUUUAUAAGAUGCUGUUUGUAAGCAAAUCUGAUUCUGAGAUGAAAUGUGAAUGGGUAACUAGGUGCCAGGGACUUUAGCACUGAACUAGACAGUCAAAACUUUUUAACCUUUGCAGAAAGUAGAUUCUGUUCUCAUCUAAAUGUUCACAAGACGUGAUGCUGUAAAUAGUUUUCUAAAAAAAAAUAUUUAUUACAUGUUCUGUAUACAAACUCAUGUUCUGAGUGAUGUUGGUUUGCAUUGUAUUGUAGAAGAUUAUAUUUUGAAUAGUGGACUUCUUUCAUAAUACAGUUCACUCAUGGAGAAAGAAACAAAACCAGCAGGUUGAGAGCUGUUUGGGGCAUUUGAUCUGUAAUGGACCACCCAAUCCAAGCUUUAACCGCCCCCCUCUUCUCCCCUGGUUGUGUUAUAUAUAUUAUAUAUAUAUAUAUAUAUAUAUAUAUAUAUAUACAGGUGUACAGUACAGGUCAGUGCUUGGGUCUGCAGAGCAGAUUUCCAGGUGUCCUUUCUGAUGUGUUCCCAUAGCAAUAUGACCCCGGGUGCUGACCAGUCCUGUGGUCUCAGAGGAUCAGGUUGGGGGACAGCUCUUGCAAUGCCUCUUGCCUUUCCUAAGGGGUUGCUUUACUUGAAUCGAUGCCUCUGUUUCUUCUGCAUGCUCCAGUGUCGCAAAACUAUAGCAGGGUGUGGGGAACUCUCCCAACACCAGACACGUCAAAAGUGGACAUGCCAACCACAGCUUAGCCAUUUCCCAGGAAUUUUACUUUCCAGAACAGAUGAGGCAAAGCUCAAUUGGCCAUAGAAUAAAUGUAAGGAAUUUUUACCAGAGAAACAUAUGUGGCCUGUUAACAUUCCCCCUACCCCCGACCCCCGUCUGACUCACCUUUGGAAGCCAGCCUAUGUCCUGCCUUCUGCCUCUAUGCCUAGGCUCAAGAUGUCCAUGGCCCCUAGAGUCUGGCUAGGUUCUUAAUGUGCCCAACUCUAGUUGAGCAGCCUUUUCCCUGUGACCGUCCUAAGCUUAAUGAAAAGGAAUACCCCACACCCAGGAACCCAUUGUUAGAAGUGAUGUAGUUUUUUAGGCUUUUGGAAUAUGUCUUCUUUUGUAUUUCUGAUGGUGAUUGGGAUUUUUCACUAGUGUUUUUUAGAUUGAAGUGGGUGCAUUAAGGUAAACUUUCCACUGCUGAGCCCCAAAGCGUGCAGAGGAGAGGACUUGCCCUGCAUUGUGUUGUUGGGGAGGCGACUACUUAUGGUGAGGGGGUGGGGUGGGGGUCUUGUAGAUGAGAUGGGGUUGGAAUAGAAACUCUGGCCAGAGGUUUCCUGAGUCUUUGAUAUUUUGUAAUGAAACUCCCCACAUUAACCCUGCUUAAUCUCAAUGUAAGCCUGCUGUUUACCCUCAGGGAACAAGUGGUUUUCAAAAUUGAGCUCCUCCAAGGUCCUGGGCCAGUGCCUGUGUGCGCUGGUCCUCUCCGUGAUCUCAUGGCAUUAUUUCCCCGUAUGCAUUACGAUAGUAAGAAGUUCCACCCCACCCUGUAUGAAAAGCACAGCCCAGUGCCCUAAUUUAGGCUUGUGUCGUUGCCUUCGAGGGGCCUGGGGGGAGGUCCUAGGAGGUCCAUGCAGUUUAACUGAAGCUCAGGUGUGCAUUGGAUUUUGCCUCUAUUAGGCCACAACCCUUCAGAAUGAGUGUAGGGCAGGGGCUACGGAUCCGGCUCCAGAUUCAGGGAGCUGAGUCUCCACUGUUCCUUAAGUUUUUACUGGUCCCUCCCGGUGGCGUUGCCAAGGUCAAUCUUGUAGGUGUUUGGAUGUGCUCCUUUUUUGCUGUCUUGUGAGUCGUAGCCAGUGCUCCAGGAGCCCAAGGGCGGGGCCUCUGGAGGGUCCACCCUCCCUUACCCCAGCGCCUUUCAGACUAGUGGAGCGAAAAGACUCUGCAAAUGGCCACUGGCCGGACAGCACGUGCCUCUGGGCCUGGAUUCCACUGUUAGUGAGUGUAGGAAAAUACUGUGUCUUUAAUGGAUGAAAUUCAAUGUAUGCUGUGAAUUUGUUGGUUUGAAACAUUGAAAAAUUUUCAUUAGACAAUGUUUACAUACCUCACCUGAAGAACCUUUGAGAGUGUAUAUAUGAAAUUUAAAAAUAUAUUAAGUUGCUUUAAAACAGUAUGUAUAGCUAUAAAAGUUGGAGUUAUUUUAACUUUGAGUAUGUACCAAGUCUCUUAAAUAUUGGAAUCUCGUAGACUUUCUGGCUUCUGUGUUUUGCUUUCCUAUGGACCACAUAGAUAACUGUGUUUUUGUUCUUGAUAAAGGGGGCCCACACCGACGUCCAGGCUUGGAAGGAUUUUCUGGUUUGGUUUUGAGGGGAGGGGUGUGGAACUAGAGGGUGUGUGGGAGGGAUUUCUCUAACCUUGACAUCUGUGAGCUUUUUCAAGGCGCUUAUUUUAUUGCAGCAUAUUAAAGUUCUUUGAUAUUAAA
Mus musculus (house mouse) is the source of this 15221-nucleotide messenger RNA. It is a transcript of the gene Lcor, whose product is annotated as ligand dependent nuclear receptor corepressor. The record is from RefSeq and is marked validated. The transcript has 8 exons. NCBI's taxonomy places the organism in Eukaryota, Metazoa, Chordata, Mammalia, Rodentia, Muridae. Gene Ontology annotation, cellular component: nucleus. Gene Ontology annotation, biological process: transcription by RNA polymerase II. Bases 506 to 5596 code for a protein of 1696 amino acids. Gene Ontology annotation, molecular function: DNA binding.